Molecule: messenger RNA, 4079 nt
Organism: Etheostoma cragini (Arkansas darter)
Lineage: Eukaryota; Metazoa; Chordata; Actinopteri; Perciformes; Percidae
Gene: csrnp3
Product: cysteine-serine-rich nuclear protein 3
Exons: 5
Coding region: 399-2288 (629 amino acids)
Biological process (GO): regulation of transcription by RNA polymerase II
Cellular component (GO): nucleus
Molecular function (GO): sequence-specific DNA binding; DNA-binding transcription factor activity, RNA polymerase II-specific
Source: RefSeq, a predicted model, not a curated record
AGUCAGCCUUCUGCCUCUCAGCCGGCUGCAGCUAAUGAGCCUUUGUGUGGCCAGAGAGAGAGACAGAGAGAGAAAGAGAGAGACAGAGAAAGAGAGAAAGAGAGAGUGACAGACAGGGAGUUAAAGUGAGAAAGACUGCCGUCUUGCAACAAUAAAGCAUAUGCUACCGACAGUGCAGUCAGAGCUGGAACAUUACAAGUCUCUCUCACACUCCUGCACCCUUUUUUCUCAUGCCCGUGGAGCUCAGGGGUUGCUGCAAGUCAGUGGACUGAAACAAAAUGGGAACCUCUUCACUCAUCCUGUUUCACCUUUUGAAUAACGACAUUUAUGAUUGUGUGGCUGUGCUGCUGUGAGAAGAGGUGAAAGGAGUCACAGCCUGCCACUGGAUACAGGUGCAGAUGCAGCGGACCAUGAGUGGAAUACUGAAGAGGAAAUUUGAGGAGGUGGAAGCCUCCUCCUCCCCGUGCUCUUCCUCGCGGGAGUCUGAUGAUGAGGUCUCCUGCAGUGAGAGUGGGGAUAGUGGUGACAGUGUCAACCCCGCUGCCUCAGGCCCUUUCACCCCUGACUCGAUAUUGAAGAGAGAGAAGCGCCUGCGGACGAGGAGGGUGCAUUUUGACAAUGUGACAGUGUACUACUUCAGCCGGCGGCAGGGCUUUACUAGCGUGCCCAGCCAGGGAGGCAGCACACUGGGCAUGUCCAACAGGCACAGCUGGAUCAGGCAGUACUCCCUGGGUGAAUUUGCAGUGGAGCAGGAGAGGAUCCACAGAGACAUGCUCAGAGAUCACCUGAAGGAGGAGAAGCUUAAUUCAAUUAAACUCAAGCUGACUAAAAAUGGCACGGUGGAGUCUGAAGAGGCCAACACGCUUACGGCAGAGGACAUUUCUGAUGACGACAUUGAUCUGGACAACACAGAGGUAGAUGAGUACUUCUUCCUGCAGCCUCUUACUACUAAAAAGCGCCGGGCACUGCUGCGCUCCUCUGGGGUAAAGAAGAUUGAUGUGGAAGAGAAACAUGAUCUGCGGGCGAUCCGGAUGUCCAGAGAGGACUGCGGUUGUGAUUGCAGAGUCUUCUGUGACCCGGAGACUUGUGCCUGCAGCCUUGCUGGGAUCAAGUGCCAGGUGGACCGUAUGUCAUUUCCAUGUGGCUGCACAAAAGAGGGCUGCACCAAUUCAACUGGGAGAGUGGAGUUUAAUCCUAUCCGUGUUCGGACCCAUUUCUUGCAUACCAUAAUGAAGCUGGAACUGGAGAAGAGCCGUGAGCAGCAGCAGCAGCAGCAGCAGCAGGCGUCCUCCACCAAUGGUUACCGUAGCGAAACUAAUGACCUGGGGGCCGGAAACCCUCUGGUUCAGUCCCAGCACAGGUUGGAGUACUCUCUGUCAGACGCCGUUCCACAGACGGCCAACAUGCACCUGCAGGCUGCGGACGAGAUGGAGGAGCCACUAGAUGAUGAAGACGAGGAUGAAGAUGAAGAUGAGGAGGAGGAGGAGGAGGAGGAGGAGGAAGAGGAGAACGAAGAAGACGAUGACGAGGAGGAUAGCAGCAGUGUUUGCAGUGGACUGUCUGACUCUAGCACCCAGAGCUUAGCCAACAGCGACUCUGAGGAUGAUGAUGAUGUGGAGGAGGAUGCAGAUGAAGAGAAGUCUAAAAACUUUCAGGGCAACAUGAAUACCCCGUCAGUGUCUCGGUCUGAGGUUGUCCCCUUACCUUCUGUGGUGUGUUACAGCGAUGGUUCUGUGGCUCAUGACAACCACAUGAACGGAAACACAUAUUUAAUAAGCUCCUCUUCAGCUGAGUACUAUCAGCUGGAGAGCUCCAGUGCCGUCUCUGAUGGCCAAACCGGCCAAUCCAGUGAACCCUACGGGGAAGCCUUAGCAUUCCAAGAUCCAGUCAGCACGACCAACGGCAGUGCCGCCCAAGGACAAUUCAACAUGUCUGCUGAGCAGUACAUAGACUACUCUAAUCACGCUGAGGAACAAUACUCAGCCAAUCACCACUUCACUCUGACCAGCGGUGCUCCUGCCACCCCCUUGACCUGCUAUACACCUGAUCAGGACAUGAAGGCGUUGUCCAAAGCAGCGUUUGUGGAGGAGCAUGACACCAAGAACCAGACACAAUUUCAGAACUACCUGAACAAUAACACCCAGGGUUCCUACAGCGGCUCAUGUAUAACAGCUGAACAGCCACAGCAAGAGUCCGGUGUUAAUGGCCAUUCUGACCUGACCCUACUAGGAAGCAACACUAAGAACCUCCCUUUACCAGACCAUUGCCCUGAGGUCGCAGCCAUUUAGUGGGCCUCGCCUUUUAAAGUGUUCUUUCAUUAUUAUGUCUUUACUUGAGCCUGACCAAGUGGUAUUUUAAGGGAACAUAAUCAUGGCCUUGUUUCGCAUUAUCUGACCUUACGUUUUAAAACAAUUUACAGCACUGCAGUACAUUUUCAUCUGUAACUACAAAGCCAUAAGUUCAUGGUGGAAAUCUUUUCAUUAUUUGCUUCUGAACGUUUCUCCACUACAGCGUGCGCUUUAAUGCAAGAUGUAACAAAUGAAAAAAAAAACAUUUUAUAUGUUAUGUCAUGCCGUGCAAUGUAUCUUGUAAUUUCAGAUGUAAAGUUCUAGUUUUACGCAGAUAUUGUACUGUAGAUGGAACUUUUCUAUGUCUACUGUAUGCGUCAAAUGUGCAAAAAAAAAAGAUUUAUCGUCAGUUUAUUUAUUGUUUCUGAAUUAUGUGUAUACUUAUAUAUUGGAAAUGUUUUGAUAACAUUACGCAUGCUGUUUUCGGGAAUCUCAGUGACAUUUAGGGGAAAAAAUGCCAUUGUUUUAUAUAAAAAUGUGUUGUGUACAUAAUGUGCAUUUCUCUUCUUCUUUUUGUCACUAUUAUAUGCUUUUCUAUGGUUUUUGGAAAGCAUGGGAAAGUCUGAAUUCUUAUUUGUAUCUUUGGAAUACAAUAUCAAUGGCAUACAAUGUCAAGAAAUCAAUUAAAAGCCUUUUGCACUUAUGUGUGGGGGUGCAGGCAUGCCGUUGGUUUAAAUUAUGAAUACUUGAACGGUGGAAAAAAUAUGGCCCCUCACUUCUUUUUUUCCUCUCCACAGUUCACUCUUAGAAUAUCCUGAUUUGCAGUUGCCACAAGUUAUUCUUUGAAUAAUUUCAUUAAUACAGGGAUAAAAAUAAAGUAGCACAUUGAAAUAUCUCCACAAGUAUGAAAAGCUGAUUUUGAACUAAGCUGUUUAUUUUUGUGGAUCCAAUAACGAUGUCGAUUUGCUUUAUUGUAUUAUGUGCAAUAGUUAGAGCGUUUUUAACAGGCAUUCCCUUUAAAAGAAGAUCCUUGAGAUUUAAUUUAAUUGGCUGUCACGGCACUUGAUAUUGUACUUAAAGCACCACUAGUUUAAUACAAAAUAUGCCAAUAAUUGUGUAAGGAGAAGCAAAGGCUCAAGGUUGACAAUCAAAGCUUAUAAUAAAACAUGAUUUAGAUCAGUAUAAUUAACAGCUACACAAUACAACUCCUUGGUCCCUCAAGCCAUUGAAAAUGACUUAGCACCCAGAUAUGAAAAUAAUGUUUACCAAAAAUCUAUGAAUGACCUCUUUAUAAAAUUAGUGACACAAGAGGAAUUAGACUGACCGCUCAACACUGGGGGGACUGCAAUAAUUUGGUGAACAGUACUACUGUAAUUUGUUCUUUACCUUGAGCUCUCUGCUCCUGCAUGAAUACUGAUAUUUGUCCCUCUUCCGAGCUUCCAAAUAUCUGCCACUAAUUUAUAACCAGAAGGGUCAGUACCAGAGUUAUAGUGGUUCUUUGGGGUUGUUGAGUAGCUGCGACCUCUCCUGCCACCUCGGUGGGACAAAAGAAGUGUACAGACUGCUUUUAGGCAAUCAGUGGCAUCGACAUGGCCGAAUAUUGGCCUGAUCCAGAUUAAUCAUGCCAAAGCAUACAGAAUGAGAAGGCUAGAUACAAUGAAACUGCAUCCAGUUAACAUUCCUGUGUUGGUUUUUAUUUUCCAGUAUUUAUUAUGAAUGAUAUAUUGAAAUGUGUAUUUAUUGUGGUUUGCUAAAAUUCUGUAUUAAGUAAAUUGCUUCACUAUCUUAAAA